AUUCAAUUUGGGACAGCUCACUGAUGCCAGACUAUUAGUAUCGAGGCCAUCAUCGAAACGAGGCCCCGUUCUGAUGGUGGUCGACCCGUCCAGUCUGACCCGCAACGCAGGGCGUCGGUUGUGAUUAACCUGAGGUUCAGACGAUGGCGUUUGCUUGCUGAGGUGCAAACCAUCGGUCAAACCUUUUGUGUCUGUUCCAUUCCGUCUACUCGAUUCGCAAGAUCACAAGCGGUAGCUAUGUACCUAUCCAUCCGUGGGUCCUCCAACAAGGCAUCUUUGGUCAUGUACCCUUCCCGUGCCUGCACCAGAGUAAAAACCUAUAGGCUGUCACCUAUUGGCUGAUAUGGCUGCCACUCCUGGGUAUAACAUCUUCUCUUGGGUCUACCAAAAAGAUUUAAGGUACCUUUUGCCUCUUUACUACAUCGCGGCUCCCACCGGCUACGUUAAUGCUAAGCAAGUCGACCUAUCUGAGCACACAGGAAGAAAAGCCGCUUGCCACGAAAUAAAAUACUCAUUCAAACCUCGUCAACCUUUUCCUCCCACCUCCUGCAACACUAUCCUCUACUGAGCAGCACGAACACGACGAUGAAGCUCACCAACACUAUUGCGCUUGCUCUAAGCACAGCAUCGACAGUAUGCGGAGCACCACAACGAUUCCACAGGCCAGGCCCAG
Sphaerulina musiva SO2202 is the source of this 673-nucleotide messenger RNA. RefSeq lists its product as uncharacterized. The record is from RefSeq and is a predicted model, not a curated record. The coding region runs from base 344 to 568 and encodes 74 amino acids. The transcript has a single exon. Lineage: Eukaryota; Fungi; Ascomycota; Dothideomycetes; Mycosphaerellales; Mycosphaerellaceae.